Messenger RNA from Capsella rubella, 771 nucleotides. RefSeq lists its product as uncharacterized. The record is from RefSeq and is a predicted model, not a curated record. NCBI's taxonomy places the organism in Eukaryota, Viridiplantae, Streptophyta, Magnoliopsida, Brassicales, Brassicaceae. The coding region runs from base 1 to 771 and encodes 256 amino acids. The transcript has a single exon.
AUGAGAGCGAUUCAAACUCAUGUGAAAACCUUGUGCAUGCUAGUCAUCAUCGUAACAUCAUAUUCAACAAGAGCCCAAAAGAGUCCUCAUGUGCGAAACAACCAUGAGCUUUCUAUCGCUAUCGAAGAAAUGGAGAAAGCUAACUACUUCUCUUUUGUGAUGCUCAUUAACAUGUUACAAGCCGUAAACCCUCGAUUCUUAGCCAACGUCACAUUCUUGAUGCCAAAGGACAAAACACUUUCCGGAUCAAACAUUGUUCAACAAGAUUCGGUUUCCGAGUUCUUGCUUCGCCACUCGAUCCCUUCUCCUCUUCUUUUCGAGCACCUCAACCUCAUCCCGAACGGCUCCAUGGUUCCUUCCUCUUUACCGCAUUACUCCCUCGAGAUCUCCAACGGUGGGAGAUCAAACUACUUUCUCAACAAUGUCAAGAUUAUAAGCCGCGACAUUUGUAGCUUAGGCUCUAUCAAAUGUCAUGGAAUCGACGGCAUACUGCAAUCUCCAAGUAGCAUCGAUGAUGAUUCUCAACGAAAUAAUCAUACUUCACCCGUCAUUUCUUGUCCUAGCAGUCACAACAGUAGUGACCACAACAGUCAUAACAAUACAGAUCACAAUAAUGAUCACAAUAGCACUCGUCCUGAUUAUACACUUACCGCUCCUCCUCCAGCCAGCAGUACGACUCCCCUACCAAAAUCAGAUUCUCCUAGCAUCCAAAUCUGGAAUUUACUCGUUAUUUUUAUUCCCGGGUUAUUAUUUGGUGUGAUCGGCAUGUGA